UCUCUAGUAGAUUCAACCUUGAGCCAAACAUUAUUUCUUUGCUCGAUUCCUUUAUCACCAUCCUGACUCUCUCCGAUCCAAUAUCACUUCUCUGAAUUCGUCAGUUGAGCGCGAGUCGCCUUAGUUUGACUACCCUACUCCAUUCUCCUCGUUAUCACCAACAAGCUCGCCACAAUGGGUGGGUGUGCCGCGGUCAUCCUGGUUAUUGUCAACCUAUUCUUUCCCCCGAUUGCAGUCUUCGCUCUGGCAGGAUGUGGGAUGGAUCUACUGGUCAAUAUCCUGCUCACAAUUCUGGGUUACUUCCCCGGGAUUUUGCAUGGCUUCUAUAUCAUUUGGGUCUACUAUGAUCGCCGCGAACAGGCCGCUCUGGGUCAACCCGCACCGAACAACGCGCCUGGCAUCUACAGCGAAAAGGUCCAGAACGGUGGUCGCAGCUACGGCACGAUGGCAAGGCCAGUGGCACCUGCACCGGCACCGGCACCAGCACCAGCCUACAACUGAGGUGUCCGCUGGUUGCGAGAAGUUUGCUUCCAUGCCAAAAUCGAGUUGAGUGCGCGAAGAUUACUAGGCGGUCUCUUGCAAUUGUCUGUACUGUUCGCUGGAUGACGCUGUAUCCUUACAUCCUAUCCUGCGUGGUAGUAAAUGGAAUUUGAUCAUUUCAGUUCGGCACGAACCGCUGUUUCAAACACUAAUAGUACGUACUUUUAAUGCCACUUGUCAAUUCGAUUGUCUCAAC
Messenger RNA from Emericellopsis atlantica, 736 nucleotides. RefSeq lists its product as uncharacterized. The record is from RefSeq and is a predicted model, not a curated record. Lineage: Eukaryota; Fungi; Ascomycota; Sordariomycetes; Hypocreales; Bionectriaceae. The coding region runs from base 175 to 501 and encodes 108 amino acids. Gene Ontology annotation, cellular component: membrane. The transcript has 3 exons.